Molecule: messenger RNA, 4696 nt
Organism: Phragmites australis (common reed)
Lineage: Eukaryota; Viridiplantae; Streptophyta; Magnoliopsida; Poales; Poaceae
Exons: 7
Coding region: 365-3910 (1181 amino acids)
Biological process (GO): cortical microtubule organization
Cellular component (GO): cortical microtubule
Source: RefSeq, a predicted model, not a curated record
AUCCAUCCUUUUCGAGCAAAAAAACAACGCAGAAAAUCUGGUGACGCAACCGACCGGCGAAGCGUGCUGCGGCAGAGUGACACUCGCCCACUCCCAGUCCCAGAGCAGCGCAGGCGGGCACAGCGCCGCCGUUCCCUCCCACUCUCCGCCGGAUCCUCCGCGCGCCGCUCCUCACUCCUCUCUCGCCACCCACAGCGACAGCGCCGCUCCUCUUUCCGUGCAUCGAGUGGAGCGAAGAGAUCCAUCCGGAAGCGGAUUGGUUUCUUCUUGAGCUGGUAUUUUAAAUGGAUUAUGGUCUCAAUCCAAUAUCUCAGAAAGAAGGAGCAUAGCACCAUUCCCUUUGAGAGACGAAUAGUCUAUAAAGAUGCCGCCCUCACCAUCACCUAGGAGAUCUCCGAAAGAGAUUUUCCACAAGAGGGGACACAGUUUUGGGAGCAUUCUGCCUGCUAAAUCAAAGGAUGACGAACUCACGUUGUUCACUGAUAUGCAGAAACAUGAGAGGGAUAACUUCUUACUUGAACCAGCAGAGGAUUUUGAUGAAUCGAUCUCAAAGUUGAGCUAUUUUCGGGAUUUAAAGCUUGGUGUCAACAUUGCUGCACAAGGAGAAAACCGUGAUUUGCUUAAUGUUGAUGGUGACAGAAACGAUUAUGAUUGGCUGUUGACUCCUCCAGAGACCCCACUUUUUCAUUCAUUGGAUGAUGAGGAAGACCAGUGCAUCGGUAUGGCUCAAAGGGGCAGGGUGCAGAUUAAACCAAUAUCAAUUUCGAGGUCAUCUACAAUGGAAAAUACUCGAAGGUCUAACAGAAGCAGUGCAAGCCCAAGUAGGCUUAGUCCAUCACCACGCUCAUGUAGCAGUCCUGUGUUGACAAGGACAAGAUCAUCGAAUUCAUCUUCUCGAUGUAGCCCACCACUUGCCCUGCAACCAGCCACACCAUCGCGAAGGUCUUCAACUCCUCCAGCUUCUAAGACAUUAACACCUCCACGAAGGUCACCAAGUCCUGCUUCAAGGAGGAUGAGUACUGGUUCAAGUGGCACGACGCUUAAUGGAAGAAGGGGAGCUUCACCAGUUAAAUCCAAUCAGAGGUCAUCUUCACCAAAACAUCACGGUUGGCAGUCAAGUGACCCUGGUUUCUCUUUUGACGCACCUCCGAACCUCCGCACAUCUCUGUCUGAUCGUCCUACCCGUUCAAGGGGUGGAUCCCCUCCAUCUUUCAGUGGAUUGGACAUGGGUUGGAGAGGCAGGAGGCAAUCAAUGUCUCCUACUCCGUCAAGAAGAGCCAGUUCAUCCCAUAGCAAUGACCGAGAUUGUUUCAGCUCGUACAGCAAAGCCUCCGCAACAUCUUCUGCUGAAGAUGAUCUGGAUGCCAUGCAGUCUGUACCAAUUAGCUACUCCAGUAGCCCAGCUGUAAGAAAGAACUUGGCAAUGAUGAAAACCAGAACUAUUGCAUCAUCAAAGAAGGCAUCCAAGAGUUUCUCCCCUAGUUCUGCUCCAAAGCGGUCCUUUGAUUCUGCAGUUUGGUUGAUGGAUCAUCGCAAAGCUCCUCAGGAUAUGUUCAGGCCACUUCUAUCAAGUGUCCCUUCCACCACAUUUGGUGUCGGCAAAGGAAAUGACGCGCACCGGCCUAUGUUGUCGCACAAUUCCUCACUCACAACAAGCAGUAAUGCAAGCUCUGAGCUUGGUGCCACUUUUGGCCCUUGUAUGGACAAUGGCCAAGAACGGCGUGAUGUAGUUGGUGAAUGUGAAGCGACAACUAGUUCCGUAAUUCAUGAGGACAUAUUUAUGUUUGAUAAAUUGGAUGAGCUGAAUGAAGGACCCAAUUUCCAUCGGUGUACUUUAGCAACAACUCAAAGUGGCCCAGAAUCACCAAGCACGGUAAAAUAUGCAGAAAGCACCAGACAUGACCUUGACAUGGAAAGACGCAGAACAGCUCAGACUUCAUGCAAUGUUGCAAGUAUUUCUGAGGUCGAACAUGGUAAAAUGGCCAGAUGCACUAGGUGUGGGAAGUUAUUCGAUGCAAUGAAUGUGGAUGGAGAAGUUGAUUACUGUGAAGAAUGUGCUUUAAUAGAUGAGAUUUCUUUUUUGGACCCUAAGAUACAGACUUUGGAAGAAACACAUCGACAAGAUCACAAAACUACAAACUCCAAACCUUUCUUUACAUCAGAAGCUCCUCAUAUAAGCCCAGAUUGCAGUGAAGAUAUUAAUGAGGCGUCUCUUGACAGUCAGCUGGUGAAUGAUGAACCUCAAGCUGAUUGUCUGCAAAGGUGUACUCUAUCUCAGUCAACAGUGGACACCACUGAGGAAAUGCUGUUGGGGCAUCAUGUGGAGAAUCUUGCUGAAAAUUUAAGGCCACAUGAUACUGGUGACUCUUCACUAGGAAAUAUCACUGACAUUUCAUCCCAUCAAUAUAGUGGAAGUGAUUCUCAACAAACAGAACCAACAUCUGUAAUUAAGUGUGCCAUUUUAAGAGACCAUACUGGCGACCGACACAAUGAAAUGACCCAAUGCCUGCCAGAUUCAAUCUGUGAAAGCAUUGAAUUUGUUUCUGAUACACGUACCAUUGAUAAUUAUCAUAAACUGGGAUCAGUUGGGCAUCCAAAUCUUAAGGCUGAAAAUAUUGAGGGUGCUGGGAUUUCAGUACUCUUAUUGCAGAAGUCAAGCAGCAACAAAUGGCCUGUUGUAGAAGGGAGACCCUUAGCUGCUACAAACAUUCUCUGUUCGGAACCCUAUUAUACAAGGGAUAAUGUCAGUAUGCUGAAGCGAACAAUUGGAAGGGACAGCUCAUCAGCUGCUUCUUCCAUUGAUCAAGGGUCAUCAAGGCAACCAGAUGUACAUUCAGAGCGCCUUAAAAGUAAUUGGUAUGACUUUGAGAAGACUCAGAUUAGUAGUUCCAUGAGUUGUCAAAGCAUUGCAUCUAUGUCUAAUAUGUCAAUUAGCAAUUCUUCAGUUUCACUUUGUCCUCGGAGUGAUGCAAUUGUAGAUACUGGCUUCCUAACUGACAAUUCAGAAAGUAGUGCUUCAAGAACAAUGAUUUGUACUGAAGAACUUGAUGGAUCUUGUAAGUAUACUCUCUCAAGCGCUAUAGAGUGCUGGUCUGCUGCCCAGGCUAUUGUUAAUGAUGAUAGUGAAUCAUUUGGAGAUGCAGUUAUUCAGAACGAAAGUACAGGUGGGAUGGCUCACAAAGAUAACUUAAGUGCCAACUUGUGUUCAUCAGAUACCGAAAUGCGUAGUAAUAUCCCACUGUCUUUGGCUACUGAUGAAAGUUGCACACAAAAAACUGAAGAAGCUACAUCUGCUGUCACUCAGUGCUAUUCAGUUGGCACUCCAGAACAUCCAAGCAACGAGUGUGGCAUUGAUAAUUAUCAAAUGCAGUAUGAAGCAGUUCUGGCUUCUAAUGAGGUAAAUGGGUUGGAUGAUUGUUGUGUGUCUAUCAUCUCUGAGGAGGAUGUGUUGGUUUCUGCAACAGUGGCUAACACAAUGGAGCUUCCUGGUGAUGAAGAAUCACCGGUUUCAGUUGAGGGAUCAAGCGAACAAACUCAGAGAUGCUUCACCUUAGAAGAGGCUACUGAUACAAUUCUCUUAUGUAGCUCAAUUGUUCAUGACAUUGCAUAUAGGGCUGCAACAAUUGGACUGGAGCGUGAGCAAGAAUCGGAACUUGCUUCUGCUCCUCGCCCAACAGUUACCAUGGUAGGAAAAUUCAUUCCGAAGGGGGAUAGUUCACUGAAGCUGCCCCACAGACGAAUGCCAAGACACAGGAAAAGAUCAGAAGGUGGAACCAUCACAGAAACUGCUGAGAUGGAAGUAGUUGCUAAAGAUCCUGUACCUGUGCGUCCUGUUCCUGAAAUUUCAAGGACAUCUGAUAGCAUGAAGCCUCCAAAGCUCGAAUCAAAGUGCAACUGUGCAAUUAUGUAGAGUUGCACAUCAAUCCGAUGUGCCAAGGACACUUAUGAUCUAUGUUGAAUCCAUGGUUGCUAGUUGUUUUUGCCGCAGAAAUGAACCUGCACCCACCUGCUUCAGUCAGCAUUGACAACCAAUGAGUUCGGAACAGGUUUCUGCUACAAAUUUUUCUGGUGGCGGUGAAUUUGAUCUUUUUUUUUGGGGGGGGGGGGGGGGGGAGGUGCUCAAUUUCUUCUGUAAAUUCUUGGUUCUCCUUUUUGGUCUCCGUGUUUAUUCCAUGAAGUUUUGCUUGUCAUGUCAUCCGGUUUUAGUUUGUGCAGAGUGUGCAAUUUCAGUUCCUCGCAAAGGGAGGGUGUGAAAUUCCUACUUCAGAUGUUUGUGUUAAUGUGUGUAUUCUUUCACAACGAAUGCGAACGUGCCUUGUUAUGGUGUCGCACAUUUGUGGAGUGCACCCGACAUGUCUGCAUACCUGACAGGGGGUGCAGUGCAAGUGUAGGUUUUGACUCAAUGGCAAUACAUUGUAUCUAUACAUAGGAAGUUGUAAAUGUAUAUUGGUUUAUCUUCACGGUGUUGGCCAGAAGAAAAGAAAUAAGGGAAUUGUGUUGUUAAGCAGAUACCAUUUCAUGACUGAGUGAUUGCAAUUGAUUGUUUGAGUGCAACUUCAGGACCAGCGUCGAGAGUGCCCCAAACGGUGCAUCCCCUUGUAAUUCCUCUUCCUGCAGGAAUUCUGUGUAUUGUGGCCCUGUUUGGGAUGGCUCCGAAGUCUUGUAUGUCGUCUCCAUGUAUCUUACAUGCUAUAAA